ACUCCUCAGAGCUUCAUGAUCCCAGUGGCUUGUUUGGGUAACUCGGUGUCAACAAUGUUUCCUUUGCUGGUUCUGGUGCUGCUGCUGCCAGUGUUGGCUCAAUAUUCCUUUGCUCUGCCUCUGCCUACUGGGAAGAAAGAAAACCUUGCUACAGAUAAGGUCAGGAUAGACGAUCUCUUAAUAGCUGAGAAAUACCUUCGUCACUUCUAUGGUCUUCCAAUUGGUCUCCAAGAUAGACAAUCGCCAUCAAAGGAUUUUAAAAACAAGGUCCAGCAAAUGCAAAGAUUUUUCAAGCUUCAGGUAACUGGAAAUCUUGAUGACAACACCCUGGAGGUCAUGAAGCUGCCCAGAUGUGGUGUACCAGAUGUUGGGGAGUACAACCACUUCCCGCGAGACCUCAAAUGGGAAAACAAGAAUGUCACAUUCAGAAUUGUGAAUUAUACUCCCGAUCUGAAGCAAUCUGAUGUGGACAGAGCAAUCCGAAAUGCGCUGAAUGUUUGGGCGGAUGUCACCCCUUUGACCUUCAAGAAGAUAUAUGACGGCAAUGCAGACAUUAUGAUCAGCUUUGGAACAAGAGAGCAUGGUGACCACAAUCCAUUUGACGGACCUGAUGGGCUGCUGGCUCAUGCCUACCCUCCAGGCUCAGGCAUUGGAGGAGACACUCACUUUGAUGAGGAUGAACAUUGGACCAAAGAUUCAUCAGCGUACAAUCUGUUUUAUGUAGCAGCCCAUGAGUUAGGUCAUGCACUUGGUAUGUCCCAUUCAUCGGACGCAGGUGCCCUGAUGUACCCGGUCUACUCGUUCGCCUCUGGCUUCCCACUGGCUGAAGAUGACAUUGAAGGCAUUCAGGCUCUCUAUGGUCCCAACCCCAAUCCUAGAAAAAGGAAGCCAAAACCCGAUGCACCUAACAAAUGUGAUCCUGAGUUGAGUUUUGAUGCUGUAACAGAAUUACGAGGAGAAACCAUCAUUUUCAAAGACAGGUUCUACUGGCGUCUCCAUCCACAGAUGGCAGAACCUGAGCAGACACUGAUCAAGUCCACAUGGCCCUCCCUGCCAAAAAAAGUGGAUGCAGCGUAUGAGUACCCAGAGAAGGAUUUAGUCUUCAUAUUUAGUGGGAUCCGUAUGUGGGCCUUGAAUGGAUAUUCACUUGUGGAUGGCUAUCCAAAGUACAUACAUAAACUUGGUCUUCCCAAAUCAGUUAGAAAGAUAGAUGCAGCUGUGCAUAUAAAAAACACUGGGAAAACUCUGCUUUUUGUCGAUGAAGAAUACUGGAGUUACGAUGAAGCAACAGGCACCAUGGACCCUGGCUUUCCGAAAUCUGUUGAGGAUGACUUUCCAGGAAUGCAUGACGAGUUUGAUGCUGUCACUUUUCAUCAGGGCUACUUGUAUUUCUUCCGUGAAAAUAUGCAGUAUGAGUACAGCUACAGAUUCAGGAAGGUGAUCCGCAUUAUGAGGACCAACUCCUUCCUCAACUGUAUGUAAGGAUACUGCUGACUAUAUGUGAACAGAUGAUAAACUGUCUAGACAAAUUGGGAUGGGAAAAAAACACACUGGGGUGUUAAAAUGAACAGAUUUAGGGUAUAAAAAAAAUAAAUGUCAAAAGAUUUGUGCUGGACACUGAAUUCCAUGUGAUUCUUCAGAAUUUUGUGAACUUAUAUUUAUUUUGCAUGUGUUGCUUAUUUAUACUGGAUGUUUUCUAACAGAUAUUCACCAUGAUGUCUGUAGGAAUUUCUUGACUGAAUUCACCUUACAUGGAUUCACACAUGUUCCAAAUAAAGUCUCAUUUCGUUUGUUG
Gambusia affinis (western mosquitofish) is the source of this 1795-nucleotide messenger RNA. It is a transcript of the gene mmp13b, whose product is annotated as matrix metallopeptidase 13b. Gene Ontology annotation, cellular component: extracellular matrix. Gene Ontology annotation, biological process: extracellular matrix organization; proteolysis; collagen catabolic process. The transcript is spliced from 11 exons. The coding region runs from base 16 to 1482 and encodes 488 amino acids. The record is from RefSeq and is a predicted model, not a curated record. Lineage: Eukaryota; Metazoa; Chordata; Actinopteri; Cyprinodontiformes; Poeciliidae. Gene Ontology annotation, molecular function: zinc ion binding; metalloendopeptidase activity.